AUGAGUGUGAAUGCUGACGAAGAUCAAGUCCGAGCUAAGCUGAAACAGUUGAGAUGUCACUUUACGUGGAACUUGCUCAUUGAAGACACUGAACUGUCUGAUUUAGAAAUCAGGGCCUUUGAUGAAAUUGAGUUCCUAGACACAAAAUUCAACGUGGGAAUACACAACCUCCUGGCCUAUGUGAAAUACCUGAAUGGCCACAAUAAAGAAGCCUUAGAGAGCUUGAAAGAAGCUGAAGACAUGAUGCAGGCAGAACAUGCUGACCAGUCGGACGCGAUAAAGCUGGUUACCUGGGGCAACUAUGCCUGGCUGUAUUACCACAUGCACAGACUGACGGACGCCCAGAUUUACCUGGACAAGGUGGAGAACACUUGCAAAAAGUCUGCCAGCUCCUCCUCCUACACAAUCGAGUGCCCUGACAUGGACUGUGCCGAAGGAUGGGCCUUGCUGAAAUUCGGAGGAAAGAAUUAUGAGCGGGCCAAAGCCUGUUUUGAGAAGGCUCUGGAAGUGGACCCUGACAACCCUGAAUACAGCACUGGGUAUGCAAUUGUUGUCUUUCGUCUGGAUGGCAUUAACAAAACAUCAUAUGUUGGGGAGGCAUUUUGUGUGGAGCCCCUAAAACGGGCCAUCAGGCUAAAUCCAGAAGAUGCGUAUAUUAAGGCUCUCCUCGCCGUGAAACUUCAGGAGAUAGGACAAGAAGCUGAGGGAGAAAAGUACAUUGAAGAAGCACUGGCCAACAUGUCUUCGCAGACUUACGUCUAUCGAUAUGCGGCCAAGUUUUACCGGAAAAAAGGCGCUAUAGAUAAAGCUCUUCAGCUCUUAAGAAUGGCUUUGCAGGCCACACCUUCCUCUGCCUUCCUGCAUCACCAGAUGGGGCUCUGCUACAGAGCAAAAAGUUACCAAAUAAACACAGCUACAAACUGGCAGCCCAGAGGACAAGAUAGAGAAAAUAAUGACAGGGUAGCAAAAUCAGCCAUAUCUCAUUUUGAACGUGCUGUGGAACUAAAGCCAACAUUUGAUAUUGCUUAUCUACACCUCGCAGAGAUGUACGUACAGGUAGGCAGCUAUAGCAAAGCUGAAGAUGUUUAUCAAAAACUGCUCCGCGUGAGAUCACUUGAAGAAGAAACUAGGCAAGAGUUGUAUUUUCGCUAUGGUCGAUUUCAGGAAUUUCAAAAGAAAUCUUUAGUCGAUGCAAUUAUCUAUUACUUAAAAGCAAUCAAAAUAGAAAAGCCAUCAUUUAUAAGAGACAAAAGUAUCAGUGCUUUGGAGAAAGUGGUUUUAAGGAAACUUCAAAAAAACGCGGUAGACAUAGAAAGCUUGAGCAUCCUUGGGUUCACCUACAAAUUGAAAGGAGAAAUGAAUAAAGCCCUGGAGUACUAUGAGCGGGCCCUGAGGCUGGCUGUUAACUUUGAGAAUCCUGUGGGACACACUCCUUAG
Messenger RNA from Pipistrellus nathusii (Nathusius's pipistrelle), 1437 nucleotides. The record is from the annotation of a GenBank genome assembly. Lineage: Eukaryota; Metazoa; Chordata; Mammalia; Chiroptera; Vespertilionidae.